AAAAUCUAUCACGCGAAUUAUUCUCUGAUCAAAAACGAACCAUGUCUGCCGAAGCCGUGAAUAUUCCAGAGUCGCCUCCCUUUACGGACGCACACACACAGAAACCUGGGACAGAGUUACCAGAUACCAGUCUUCGAUUACCUCCCACGCCUCCAAAAUCCGAGGUCAACACUGAUUCAACUCCAAAUUCAAGGCGGGGCAGCUCUGCCACCGCUGAACCUCGAUAUCCCCUUCCGCCACCCACCAGUCUGCCUAAGGAUAUCUUAAAAGAAGACCUCAAGACCCCAGACAACCAUGUACCCAGAGAUCCCCGACUGAUUCGAUUGACUGGAAUCCACCCAUUCAACGUCGAGGCCCCCUUAAGUGCUCUUUACGAUGAAGGAUUUCUCACAUCACCCGAAUUAUUCUACGUUCGAAAUCAUGGUGCCGUUCCACAAGUUGACGACGCCACAAUCCCAGAUUGGGAGUUCUCGAUCGAGGGGCUGGUCAAGCAUCCUACCACCAUGACGCUCAAGCAACUCAUUGCAGACUACGAACAAAUCACAGUCCCUAUUACCCUUGUCUGUGCUGGAAAUCGACGAAAAGAGCAGAACCAGGUUCGAAAAUCGAAAGGGUUCUCUUGGGGAGCGGCUGGUGUUUCUACAGCGCUAUGGACUGGUGUUCCCAUUGCCGAGUUGAUAAGAAGAGCUUUUCCGAUGCGAGGAGCAAAAUACGUCUGCAUGGAAGGUGCUGACAAGUUGCCCAACGGGUAUUAUGGCACCUCCGUGAAGCUGAACUGGGCAAUGGAUCCAAAUAGAGGUAUUAUGCUGGCGCACAAGAUGAACGGGGAAAUACUUCGUCCUGAUCACGGAAAGCCUUUACGAGUCGUUGUUCCUGGCCAAAUCGGCGGUCGUAGCGUCAAGUGGUUGAAGAAGCUCAUUGUUACGGCCGAGCCCAGCGACAAUUGGUACCACAUCUAUGACAAUCGAGUACUACCUACGAUGGUCAGCCCGGAGCAAAGCGCCAAUGAGCCAAAGUGGUGGAUGGAUGAGCGUUAUGCCAUCUAUGAUCUGAGUACGAACAGUGCCACGGUAUAUCCCGCCCAUGAAGAGCAAAUGUGCCUCGUUAAUGGCCCAGAAAUGUACCGAGCGCGUGGAUAUGCUUACGGUGGUGGUGGAAGAAGAGUUACGAGAGUUGAAGUCACCCUAGACAAAGGGAAAUCGUGGGCGUUGGCGGACAUCAAAUAUCACGAGGAUGAUUACCGAAAUGCCGAUGAGAAUGAUACGCUGUUCGGAGGCAAACUGGACAUGGCAUGGCGGGAAACCUGUUUCGCUUGGUGUUUCUGGGAGAUUGAUCUCAAAGUGGAGGACUUGAAGCUGUCGGGAGACAUCAUGGUGCGGGCGAUGGAUGAGAGUAUGAACGUCCAACCCCGCGACAUGUAUUGGAGUGUGCUUGGGAUGAUGAACAAUCCAUGGUAUCGAAUUACGAUCAGCAAGGAGGGUGACUAUCUUCGAUUCGAGCAUCCUACGCAACCUGCUCUCAUCCCAGGUGGAUGGAUGGAGAAGGUUAAGGCGAGAGGUGGUAAUCUUGCAAAUGGAUUCUGGGGCGAGAAGGUGGGUGGUGAAGGGGAGGAUGAAGGUGUCGUUGAGCCGAAGAAAGAGAUUAAGAUGACGAAAGAUGGUCUGGACAGAAACAUCACUAUCGAUGAGUUGCGAAAACACGAUGGCGACGCAAAUCCAUGGUUCGUUGUCAACGGCGAGGUGUAUGAUGGGACCGCGUUUCUUGAAGGACAUCCGGGAGGAGCAACCAGUAUCUUCGGUGCAGCAGGUCAAGAUGCCACCGAUGAGUUCAUGGCGAUUCAUUCGGAAACAGCGAAAGGUAUGAUGCAAGCAUAUCACAUCGGUUCCCUGGACGAAGCAUCUCGUGCCGUUCUCCAGACUGGUGACGAAGUGCAUUCCGAAUCCUCAGAACCCCGCAAAGUCUUUCUGCAAUCCAAGACCUGGACAAAAGCUAUCCUCUCCUCGAGGCAGGUGAUCUCUUCCGACACCCGCAUAUUCAACUUCACACUUGAGCACGAAAAUCAAACGAUCGGUCUUCCAAUCGGCCAACAUCUGAUGAUGCGGUUACGGGACCCAGCCACUCGCGAAGCAAUCAUCCGUUCUUACACACCGAUAUCAGAGGGUACUGACAAGGGCGUUCUUCGCGUUCUCGUGAAGGUGUACUUUGACACGAAAGAGCGUGCAGGAGGGAAGAUGACCAAGGCUCUCGAUGCCAUCCCUGUUGGCCACUUUGUCGACUUCAAAGGCCCAAUCGGCAAAUUUGAAUAUCUCUCCCGCGGCCACUGCACGAUUGGAGGGAAGCCACGAUUUGUCAAGCGCUUCAUUAUGAUUUGUGCUGGGUCUGGAAUUACUCCCAUUUUCCAGGUGUUGAGAGCUGUGCUGAAAGAUCCUGAAGAUGAGACGAGAUGCUUGGUACUUGAUGGGAAUCGACUUGAAGAGGAUAUCCUUUGCAAGGAGGAUAUGGAUGCUUUGGUAAAGGGGAAGGCGGAUCGAUGUCGACUUCUCUAUUCCCUAACGAAGCCCAGCGAAGGGUGGCAAGGACUUAAAGGUCGCGUGAGCAAGGAGCUGCUCGAGAAGGAAGUCGGUACCUGCGAGUCUCAAAACGGCGAAGAGCUGGUUCUGAUCUGCGGACCUGAGACGCUAGAGAAGAGCGUGCAUGGGUUCUUGAAUGAUAUGAGGUGGAAAGAUGAAGAUUUGUUGUUCUUUUAGGGAGGUGUAUAGAACGAUUAGCCGUGCGCGUACGUAUGAGUUAGCAUUUUCGGGCAGCUGUCAUGCUGUAGAACCCGUAUGAGUUGUCGAUGUACAUCCUAUGCUGAAAACGAAUUUAUGUUUAUAUAUCAUUAUAGCCCCCGCUUUGCAACUUUCGUUGUUACUACUUAGACUGCC
Molecule: messenger RNA, 2924 nt
Organism: Hyaloscypha bicolor E
Lineage: Eukaryota; Fungi; Ascomycota; Leotiomycetes; Helotiales; Hyaloscyphaceae
Exons: 2
Coding region: 42-2747 (901 amino acids)
Biological process (GO): nitric oxide biosynthetic process; nitrate assimilation
Molecular function (GO): heme binding; molybdenum ion binding; molybdopterin cofactor binding
Source: RefSeq, a predicted model, not a curated record